GAUGAACUUGCAAAUGGCAUAAUGCUUGCACAAGAUCGUCAUCACCAAGGAGGACAUAUACAAAUGCCUGCUUAUAACAACAUACCAGUCCAUCAUACUAAUUACAAUGGUUAUAUGACAUCCAAUUGGCAAUUUCAUCCUCAAUAUCCGACUCAGCCUGCUGCAAUGUUUCAUGCGCACUCUUAUGGAGGAUUGCAUCAGGGAUAUCCAUACCAUGGAUAUCAUAAUUCGUUUGUGAGUACUCUAAAGGAGGUUGAAAGAAAUGCAAAAGAUGGAAUAAAGAAUGGAAAAGGAGGUUGAUACGUGUGAUAUGUUGCUUCCAUACCUAGAAGAUUAUGAAGACGGAUGUAGCUUUACUGAGAUUGUUGACAUUUUUAAAUUUGAUGAUUCUGCUUCCAAUUAUACCACUGAUGUUCUGACUUCUAUGAGACUUCUUCGAGGGUUCAAAAAGGCUCGAUGAGUUAUGGGUCUUUUUGGGAAUUAUAAUCGAUGACAAGGAUAGACUAUGCAAUUCACAUUGUUGAUUGAGGCAGAAGCAAACCACAUGCAAUUUUUUAUUGUGAAUUUUGUUUAUUCUAUAUAUUAAUAUAUAGCAUCAACAUCGUAUGUUUUCU
Cuscuta epithymum is the source of this 614-nucleotide messenger RNA. NCBI's taxonomy places the organism in Eukaryota, Viridiplantae, Streptophyta, Magnoliopsida, Solanales, Convolvulaceae. The record is from the annotation of a GenBank genome assembly.